AUGUCUCUUCCGCGCCCCCUACGAAGAAGUCAGCUACCGACUCCUCUCCUCUCCCUCAUCGCUCUCCUCUUCGUCGCUACGCCUGCAUCAGCUCAUGGUGGCCAUACGGACAAAAUCCCCGAAGGAGAGGCCGUCUCCCCCGAUCCCCUGGACAGUCGGCUAUGGAUUCACAUCCUGCUCAUGAUCCUCUCCUUUGGCAUGAUCUUUCCUUACGGCAUGGUUUUGGGCAUCGUCAAGAGUCGUUGGCAUGUCCCUCUACAGAUUGUUGGCACGGUGAUCGCAACUGUGGCGUACUUCUUGGGACAUAUGCAUAAGGGGAGACAAUUUCGACACCCGAACAUUCACGCGAGUUUCGCCAAUAGCUUGGUGUUGAUGCUUAUCAUUCAGGUCGGGUUAGGUGUUGGGUUGAAGUUACAUCUUGAGGAGAAGAAGGGAUGGGUUGGGCGGGUUUUUGGAGGGAAAGUUGGAAGAGGUGGGAGGAGAGGCGUGGUCUUGAUUCAUGGCUGGUUGGGAAAGAUCAUGCCCAUUGUCGCUUGGGCACAGAUGCUCUUCGGAGGGAUUGUCGCCAUGGGCUACUGCCGCGGUGACCAUCUGGGGCAAUGUCUGGCGCAUUUCAUCAUGGGGUCAGCGUUCAUUGCGUAUGGGGUCAUCAUGACUGUCCUCUUGCUCGUGGGUCAAGCGUGGUUGAGAAGGACAGGCCGGAGCCAGGAAUUCUUCGACAGUUGCGUGAUUGCGGCAUGGGGAUGUGUCAAUACUUUUACCGAGCACCGUUGGGGCCAUCCGUGGGUCAAGAACGACCUACAGCAUACGAGUAUGGGCAUCGUUUGGUGGUGUGCUGGACUGCUCGGUGUCUGGUUAUCGAGAUCGAGGAAUGGCAGACCGAAAAGGAACAUCCUCCCUGGUCUGGUGAUCCUCCUCACGGGUUGGGCCAUGAGUGCUCAUCCCCAGGAUCUGCCUCUGAGCACGAUGGUGCAUACCGUGUUUGGAUACACCUUGAUGGCUGCAGGUGCGGCGAGAAUUGUUGAGAUUUCCUUUUUGCUCAAGGACAGCCGUGGCGCGGGCGAGGUCAACAGUUGGCAGCACUUGCCUCCGUUUCUCCUCUAUGCCUCGGGCUUCCUCUUCAUGGGCGCGACCGAGGAACAAAUGCAUCUUCUCUCCGACGCUCAAGUCACGCACGUCUCCUACAUCCUGAUCCUCUACAGCAUCGCCUUCUUGCUGUACUUGUUUGUGAAUAUCCUGCUGUACGUGUACGCGAGCCACGCAUGGCCCGAUGACGAGAGCAACGGGCUUCGCUCUUCCUGUGGUCAAAGCAGUUCGGGUUCUGGGAGGGGUCUCAGCGUUGUUGCCGGGCCCAGCGGUCCCGAUGGGCACCACACGAGGAAAAUGUCCACCCUCGCGAGUAUGGGCAUGAACGGAGGGACGAUCAAUGGCCCCGCGAACGGGAGCGCUAGAUUGCCCCGGCACAGAGGCACAGCCAGCCAGCAAGUGCGGGACGCGGAGGAGUUUGAGCUCGAAGGGCUCAUUAGCGAUGAAGGCGAGGAUGAUGCUGAGAGCAGUCCUCGCAUGGGGAAGAAGGAAGGUGCUCUCGCACUGGCUUAA
Molecule: messenger RNA, 1599 nt
Organism: Cladophialophora psammophila CBS 110553
Lineage: Eukaryota; Fungi; Ascomycota; Eurotiomycetes; Chaetothyriales; Herpotrichiellaceae
Exons: 2
Coding region: 1-1599 (532 amino acids)
Source: RefSeq, a predicted model, not a curated record